AUUCCUAAGAUCCAACCAUAUAAAAGUCUUAAAGUACUUUUACACAUAUCCCACCUUCCCUUAAUACACAAACUUUACUUCAGCCAAGUAAAAGCAGCAUCCUCAAACUUUCUUCCUCUACUACUACCUCCCUCCCUAUCUUACCAUCCUUUCCUUCCAAGAUCCAUAACCAUGAAACAUCAAACAUAUUACUUGAUUUAAACUUUGGCUUAAUGCCGAACGUAUCGAAAAUCUUAGCACCAUCUCCUCGAUCCGCCACUCUUUGUCAAUGCCAAGGCCUAUAAUCGGGUCGCAACGCCGCACACACCCGUUAAUAUGGUGCGUAGCAAUAGUCUGCACAUUCUGCACGGUAAUAGUUAUCAUAACUGGUAUGGUUGUGUUCAUCGGAUACCUCGCAAUUCAACCGAAAGUACCCUUUGUAAGCGUUACAUAUGCACACGUUGAUAAGUUUGAGUAUAUUACUCAAAGUAGUGUUCUUAAUACUGAGAUUAGCAUUGUUUUUAAGGCACAAAAUGAUAAUGCUAAAGCACAUGUUAGCUUCUCAGAGUUUGUUUAUUACCUUAAGUUUCAUGGUUUGAUUAUUGCUAAAUUGCAAAAUCAUGCCUUUGAAGUUAACAAGAAUGAUUCUGUAACAUUUAAUUAUGAUGUUAAGUCUUAUUCUAUACCAUUGGAUUUGUAUCAUAGUGCUAUGGUUGAUCGUUCUUAUAGGGAGAAUAGAAUAAGUUUUGAUUUAAUUGGGCGUACAAGAACAAGGUGGAGAGUUGGGCCAUUCAAGUCUGUUAAAUUCUGGUUGCACUUGAAUUGUGAGCUUAAAUUUCAGUUGGAUGGGAUUAAUGUUGAUUCUCAUUGUACCACCAAGUCUAAAUAAGAGAAUUAUGGGAGCGUAAUGGUUGGAGCUCCCACCUCCCAACCUUAUAAUCGGGAGUUUGAUUCUCAUUAACCCCAAAAUUUGGGGUGUUUGUGGGUAAAAAUCUCCACUUUCCAGUCUCUGGAAGUUUUUCUUAUGGGUUGAGAUCCCCUUGUUAUCCACUAACUCAUGAGGGUCUAAAUAAAAUUGGUUUUUUUUAGGAUUUGUAGAAAAGGGAAAAAAAAAAAAGGACAUAGUUAUAGUUUGGUUAAAAUGGGUAUACUUUUGUAAAUUGUAUACAUGAGUUUUUUUGAUUUGGAUUUAUUUAGAUUAUUUUCUUGCCUAGCACUUUCUUUUGAGAUUAUUGUUCUACAUUUCUUUUCUUUUGUCAUUCUUUUUAAAAAGUUUC
Messenger RNA from Beta vulgaris subsp. vulgaris (sugar beet), 1256 nucleotides. RefSeq names its product NDR1/HIN1-like protein 12. NCBI's taxonomy places the organism in Eukaryota, Viridiplantae, Streptophyta, Magnoliopsida, Caryophyllales, Amaranthaceae. The transcript has a single exon. The coding region runs from base 269 to 868 and encodes 199 amino acids. The record is from RefSeq and is a predicted model, not a curated record.